GCCGGCGAGCCGCCCGCUCCCCCGACCAUGUUUCGAAUCUGGCAAGAGGAGGAUGUCCGUCCUGAUGUAAGGGUUGAAGAGAUAGGAGAGAAUGAGGAAGUAGAGCAGGAAAGGAAAGCAGGUACGGUCAAGGAAGAACCUAUUGUGGUAGAAUCUGACGAGGAGAUAGAAAGAGGUUACUGGAAUGAGGCCCGGAGAACGAUGGAAAGAAUAGAGGAUCUAGUGGCAAAGAUAAGAAGGUAUCAAGACAAAUUGACCAACAUGUGUGAAGAGGUCAAGGAGUGGAAAGGUAAAAAGUCACUGGUAUAUCUCUACGAUAUGGGUAUAGGACCGCAAAGAGGAUCUGGGAGUCUACCAGGCAUAACGAUUUCGGGACCGACGCCUCGGUCCGAAAUGGCUUACAGGCCACCAUCAAGGUCAGGAGGAGCGCCACAGGCCGUCAGGACAAGGGCCAAGGGGCCGGUAAGCCCCAAUGAGCCGGCAAAGGACGUUCCUGAGCCUAGUCGGGAAAAAGAGACAGUAGACAUCCCAGAGGACGAGGAUGAAAGAGAUGAGAGAUUAAGGAGGGAAGAGGAUAAGAGGGCCAAGCUAAGAACAAAGAAGAGGGAUGUUAAGGCAAACACGGACAUAGCUCCAGAGGGGAAGAAAAUCAAGUAUGUUGUCCGGGUAGAAGAAGGCUAUGACGUGGUGGAAAUAAUGCAUAGAAUCCUUGAGGGUCAUAAUCAUCUUAUGAACCUGAAGGAUGUGUUGGCUUCAGCGCCAAGGCUCCGGGACGAGCUUAAAGCUCGAUUAUCCAGGAAGAUGGUAGCCAGCGUGCGAUUGGGGGCCAUAAUCCCCAAGGAAGCGGAAUGGGCAGAGACAGGCACGAAGAUGGAUUGGAAGUUCGUCGCAUGUGGAUGCUUGGACGUAGUAGUAAAAGGAAAAAUGUGCACGGCAAUGGUGAAUACUGGGGCGGAAAUGAACCUCAUAAAAGAGGAGCAUGCUUUGCGCUUGGGGAUGGAGAUUGAUCGCUCCGAUGAUGGAGUUUUAAUGGGAGCGAAUAGUCGGUCUGUGUUCAUAGGGACCGCAUUGAGAGUGGUUUUGGAGAAUGGCAAGGUUAAAGUCAAAAGCUGUUUCUUUUUAAUGCCCGAUCUCGAUCAUCCCAUCCUAUUGGGCCGAUCUUUCCUGAGUCGAACGGAGACCGUCAUACUGAAUAAGCAUGAUGGGACGAUGUUCCUUCUCUUAUGUGACCCGGUAUGUGGCAACUAUGAGGUUAUCACAUGUAGAAAUAUGGGGACACGAAAGGUAAGGAGUUUCCUGGGAACAUGUGGGUUUUGGAGAGUGUUCAUCAAAGGGUUUGCGGCAAAGACAGAGCAGUUGCGAAAGCUUGUGCGCCAAGGUCAGGAUUGGGAAUGGGGAGACAAGCAGGAGUCAGUAAUAGAGGGUCUGAUGAAAGAAUUUGAGGAAGGGGGUCUAGUACUGGGGGUACCAGACCAUGCGGCUGUAAUGACCAGACCCUUUAUUGUGAAAACUGACGCAAGACCGACUGCACUGGGAGGGAUGUUGAUCCAACGAGACCUCAAUGGAGAAGAGCGGCCGCUAAGGUUUGAGAGUCGGACGCUUAACACAACUGAGAGGAAUUACUCUCAGUUUAAGCGCGAGACCUUGGCAGUUCUUCACUGCUUGAGGAUCUUUAGAAACUACCUCUUUGGUAGCAGGUUUACGUUGAGGGUGGACCCAACUGCUCUAGCUGGUUCCCUUAAGAACUUCGCUCCUUCAGAUCCAACCAUUGCCAGGUGGUUGACGUACAUCUGGAUGUUUGACUUCGAAUUGGAGCGUAUUACUGGGAACAAGAAUAGGGCAGAUGRGUURAGUCGCGUCGACUGGGACAAGAGCAACAAAGGGGUGAUUGAGGAUACUCCGCCAGUCGACGGUUUCCUGGACAAGGAAGAGGAUGUUAAACUCCACAUUAACUCCUGGUCAUUGGCUAUAGGUAACUAUGUUACUCCUGGACGACCUAUAUGGCUCGCACCUCUAGGUCAUGUGAGGCGGCCUGAUAUAGUCCUCAAACCUUAUGUUGAGGAAGAUUCUUGGGGAAUGCAAGGAGUGGAGUGGAUGAUGGAGUUGACCUUGGCAGAUAAGUACCAGUUGCGGGAAGACUUGGUCACAUUGGAGACCGGACCCCAGCAGGUAGAAAAGCAUGAACGAUUGGCAGGUGGAAUGUACCUGUUGGCAAACUCGUUGCUUCAAGAAGAGGUUGUUAGGAUUGAAGGAGAGAGGCAAGAUGGAGAGGAGAACAUGAUCCACCAAGGAGAGGACGAUGAUUUUGAAGAAGACAAAGGGCCAGAAGUACCUCAAGAGCCACAUGGAAAGGAGAAGAGUGAGGAACAGGCUGCAAGGGAGAAGGAACAGGACAGAAAGGAGAGAGCAGCAAUAGAAAGAGAGAUCAGAGUCCAAAUCAGACUCAAGAACAUUGCGGAGAUGCACGAGAAGGUUGAGCAGGGAGAGCAGUCUGUGAUACUAGAAGACAGAAAGGGGAAUGGCUCACCCACUCAAGACGAUGAGACUCUUUUUUUCACAGAAGCUUGGGACAACUUUGAUAACCUGUUGGAGGCAGCAGGGAGGCCCAGGGAGCAGCAUCGGAAGAUGGGGGUUAAGCUGAUCUCUACAGACUUGCUUAGCCUGAAGGGCCUUAUGAAGGAGGGUUUUACGGCGGCCAAGACUUCUGAUGAAAAAAUGAAGAAGAGGUUGACAAGGGUGGCGCGAGCGUCUCAUGAGCAAAGAAUGGACUGGCAGAAAGAAAUUGGUGAUCUCAAGAAGGAGUUGGAGAGGCAGGACAAGGAGAUGGAAGUCAUGAAGACUGAGGUGGAGAAGGCCUGGGCAGGCAACGAGGCCAUCAGACAGGUCAACCAUACCCUCAACAAAGUCAACGACACUUUGAGGACCUACUUGCAGGUACAACAGAAUAUCUUUCAGGUAAAGGAUGCCAAGUGGGAGAAGAGGAUAGAGGAUCUUGAGGCCAAAUGUGCACAGCAGGCGCCUACUGCAGUGGUGGACUGGACAGAGGUCCAGGGGUUUGAGAUCAGGAAGCAGCCUGCAGAGGAGGCCUUCAAGAGUCAGAAGGUGGAAGAGAGGGCAAACGAGCAAAAGGGUGAGGAAAUCCCGCUGCUGGAUAAGAGGAUGUUGGAGUCACAAGAGACACUAGCAGGAAGGGACUUAGAGGCAGGAGAGUUUGAGUGGAGGAUGCCCACCGUCUUGGCACAUGAGCAGGGACUAGUGAGGCCAGGGGUGAGGCCACCAAUAGAGGCUAACAUGGAUGAGGCUGCACCACCUACGAUUCAGAGAGAAACUGUGGGGCAGCAGGAGGCUCAGGAGAGUGUGGGACAGGCCAGGGUUGAAGCUGAGGUAGGGGAGGAUCUGGAGGUUUCUCAGAAAACCCCACCACCUCAGGGUAUGCCCCUAAUUGCAGGUCUGGAGGAUGUGUUGGGAUCUUGGGCCACUGGAUCUGGGUCAGAGGAGCGAGUGAGUGAUCAGAUGGCGCAUACAGAUGACAGAGCAGCAUGCCCCAUUCCUCCAGAGCAUCCACAGCAGGAGAUCACUAGCGAGGCUACAGCAGUCCCCUCAUCUGUCCCCUCCCAAGGAGCUGACAUAAUGAAGCAGAAGAAGUUUGGAAGGUGCUUCUACUGCAAGAAGGGCAAGCACCCACAGGAGACCUGUCCCAAAAGCCUCAAGGAUGAGACGAAUGGCUUGUUUUCUUGGGAUCCUUCUGGGGUACAAAGGGAUAAGUAUGGGAACCUGAUCCUAAAGACUCGUGAUGGGAUACGGGCGCAGUUGUAUAGGCAGCUGCAGGAGGACAUGAGUGAUGAGGAAUAGGAUUCUUUCAUAGGGUCCGGAAAGGUCUAGAUUCUGACAAGUAUAAAGCAU
Molecule: messenger RNA, 3903 nt
Organism: Chara braunii
Lineage: Eukaryota; Viridiplantae; Streptophyta; Charophyceae; Charales; Characeae
Source: the annotation of a GenBank genome assembly